Mizuhopecten yessoensis (Yesso scallop) is the source of this 5280-nucleotide messenger RNA. Its product is annotated as tsukushin-like. The transcript has 2 exons. Bases 1595 to 3388 code for a protein of 597 amino acids. The record is from RefSeq and is a predicted model, not a curated record. Gene Ontology annotation, molecular function: protein binding. NCBI's taxonomy places the organism in Eukaryota, Metazoa, Mollusca, Bivalvia, Pectinida, Pectinidae.
UCGCUCAUACGAACGCACUUUUGCCCCGAAUAUGAUACGAUCUCCGUGACGGAUGGUUUCAGAGAUAAGUCGAACGCGCCCCUAUCGACUUGGACAAGAAAUGGCUUUUCCUUUUUUGUAUGAGGAAACUGCAUAUACAAAAUAGCCCCUCCUACAUUUUGACGACAUUGAUCAACUUCUAUAUCGCAAAGUGCAUAAACUACUUGGACGCUUUUAAAGGAUGUGAAAAAAAGGAUUUUAUCUUCAAGAUUUGAAAAGCGUUUUCAACGGAAACUGGCAAUGUUGCACCGGGAUAUUGGCUAUAAAAGAAAUAAUUUGUCAGAAUCAAUCUAUUUUCGGCGGACAGAUGACUGAAGGGAUGUUAUGAUUUCCCCUGUGUAUGUUGAAAUGGAUCUAGUUUUUGAAAGAAUCUGAUGAAACAAAUCAAAUAGAUAUCGGAUAUUAUUUUCAAAAUUUAAUUUUUGAGCAAAAGAUUUACGUGCAUGUCAAGUUGAUUCGGAUCAAAAACGAUUGACGGAUUCAGCACACAGGAAAUUCAAACAGUGUGUCGAAAUGACAACUUAGAGAAGUUCAUUACAAAACUACUACGGCAAAAACAAAUUAAAAUAGAUUUUUAUCAGUUAUGUAUGUAUACAUAUAUAUGUAUAUUAUUUCACAGUAACACGACAGCGUAUCUUUGUUUGUCAGAUGUUGUUUGUUUUACGCCGGAGGUUGUUCGUUAUCUAGACCUUUAUUCUAUGACUAUAGCCGAGUGCUGAAGUGUUUUCCUGUCCUCAGAUGUGAAAGACACCCUGGAAGUAUCUGCCAGAAUCAUUGUGUCCUGAAAAGUCGGUAUUUUACUGUUGUAAAUAACCCAGGACUUUACAGAAACUUACAGCCGGAAUUAACAUUGCCGGGGAACACGUAAGGAAGAUAACCAUUGUUUUAUUCAAUUGAACUGAGUAUCCCCUAUGGAUUUGGUCUGGAUAAUUCUAAACGGGGCUUGUUUAAAGUAUUCCUGGUAGUGUCUGUCCGGAAUAAUUCUAGCUGACUCUAUCCGGAGUAUCACUGAUAGUCGCUGUCCGGAAUAUUUCUAGCUGACUAUAUCCGGAGUAUCAUUGUUAUAUUCUGUCCGGAAUAUUUCUAAUUGAUUUUGUACGGAAUAUUUCUAAUAAUUGACAAUGUCCGGAAUAGUUCUGAAAGACUCUGUCCGGAGUAAAUCUAGUUCAAUCUGUUGGGAAUAUCUCUGAUCGACACUUGUUCUCCAGACAUUCCCAAUUUGAUGAAAAGAAAAGCUACCUUACUAGAAGAAGGCUUGGUGUCUAUAGAUUUCACCUGACCUUUGUAGAUGUCUACAAGCUCGAGUACGAUUUGUCCUAUCCGUAGCUGACCUUGCCGGAACUAUAGGCAGUUAUAGUACAGUGUCGCCAUAGAAGAAUUGACCUUAUUUGGAAAGGUCUGGAUUGUUUCUCGUCCAUUCUGCUGUUGCGAUGGUUACUUACAUAACGGCUUUGAUUUAUUAGGCGGGUCGCUGUGCAAGCUUGACUCCAAGACCAGCUGUGAAAUUUAGCUGUCUCGACAACGUCAGUAACUCCGAAUCUACUACGGUUCUAGAAUGGCGAUGAGAGGUAGAGUCACGUGCUGGAUGUUUCUAAUCCUCCGCCUGGUGGAACUGUAUGCUACUUCCUGUCCGGAAGUUGCGCAUUGUAUAUGUACGCUUGCUGAAGGGAAUCAAAACGAUACAUUGAUGGUGUCUAAACUCGACUGUAGUGACAAACGACUAACAAACAUACCAAAUUUUGAAGAAUUUAAAAACGCAUUGAUUAUGAAAUUAAUACUCUCUAAUAAUUCAUUCCAUACUGUGAGUCUAAAUAAAUCCACGUUUCGCGGAUUACGGAUUGAAGAGCUAGAUUUGAGUCACAACAGGUUUGCAGCGAUCCGAGACGAUGUGUUUAGACCUAUUCGUUCAACACUCCGCGUCCUUUUAAUGGACGAUAUCAACCUUAGGUUCAACAAUAUCAAUUUCCUGAAGAGGUUGCUGAAAUUGGAGCGUCUUUCUAUGAGGCAUAAUGUUCAGGAAACUGCUGUAAGACUCACUGGUGGGAGAUUCCCGACCUCAAAUUUACUUCAACUUGAUUUAAGUCACAACAAGUUUUCAAGAAUUACUGAUAAUGCUUUUACACAUUUACGUGGUACAUUGCAAGUCCUUUACUUGGAAAAUGUUGGACUGGAUUUUAAAAACUUAAACUUUGUAAUGAACAUGACAAAACUACAGAGUUUGUAUUUAGGCGGUAACGGUAAAUAUCCAUUGCAUCUAGAUGGUGAACCGUUCUACGGUUUAAAUUUAAGAUCUUUAAAAUACCUAGGCUUAAAUAAAUGUGAAAUGGCAUUAGCGAAGGAAAAUAUAUUUGAGGGCCUUGAAAAUUUGACGCAUUUGGAUCUGUCUGGUAACAUGCUACACGUUAUUCCAUCCGCCAUUUUGAAAUUGACAAGUUUGGUUAGUAUAGAUCUUUCAUAUAACACUAAACUUGAUCAUAUUCAAGAUAGAGCAUUUGUGAUGCUUUCUCAUCUCAGAGAAAUUAAUCUCCGUGGGACAGAUCUAAGAAUAAUUGCAGCUAAAGCAUUUGCUGGACUCGAAGAGACGCUUGAAAUUCUUCUCAUUUCAAAUGCUCGACUGCCAGGAGGCUAUUUUUGGAUUAUGGCAUUACGGCCCCUUAGGACAUUGAAAACUUUAGAUUUUUCAUACAACAAAAUAAGUCACAUAUCCAACGACACGUUUGGAUCACUACAAUCUUUACAGGAGUUGGAUAUGAGUGGAAAUCCUUUAAUCGACUUCACUGACAACAUGUUCGAGGGGAUUGAACUGACCCUGAAAAAGCUCAUUCUCCGAGACAUGCGUCUUACGCGUCUUCCAAUAGACGCUUUGACGACGCUUAGACACCUGGACGUCCUAGACGUAUCAGACAAUAUGUUUCCCACACUUUCGGAUCAUUUCCUCUCUGGGGUAAAAGCUAAGAAACUUGUAAUGAAGAACUCACACAUACGGUCGAUUUCGCCUGGAGCAUUUUACGGGCUUAAGGGCCCCCUGUCAAUCAUAAUGGAUGGUAAUAACAUUUCUGAUUUAUCGUUCCUGCAUGACCUCAGCCCACAUCUGGUCAGCAGCCUGUCCGUUUUGGACAACCCGCUCAAGUGUGAUUGUGUCGUUUUAGGAAUUGUGCACUUCAAAAUUGCUGGAGUGAUUCAUGGAACUUGCGCAGACGAGGAUACUCAAAAGAGAAAUCUGCAACAACUUUCGGAGGAUGGCAUUUUCCUAGAGAAAUGUGGAUAUAGUAGUGGAACGCUGCCUGCCGCUUAUACUAAUUUAGUGCUGUCCAUGUUGUGUUUACCUUUCCUUUUGUCUUACAACUGAUUACAUUUAUUAUGAUAAUAUAUAUUUUUAUCUAUUAUAUGAAUAUUCGAAUAUCACGUUAUUUCAUAGAUUUAUAUCAUCCGUCAUUUUCAAAGUAUAGACAGAAGUCAAAAUUUUAAAGUUCUAUGACGCUAUUUUGUUAUAUGGAUGUCUGUUAUGCUUACUGAGAUAUUUCCUAAUACCUGGUAUAUGUGUUUAUAUCAUAGUAGAUCAUCAAAAGAACAAGACGUGAAAAAAGUAUAUCUGUGUAUUCCUUACUCUUAAUUCGCCUCCUGUUAAUUACUUUUAUUUGUGCAAGCGUUGUCGACGGUUGUUAUAGUUGCUAAACGGAAUAGAAGGUAAAAGUACAAGGUCAUGGUCAUCCUUCAGCAACGCUAUGAGUAUCCUCAAAAGAGCUUAACCCUUUCACCCCUAGAUAACUUUAGUAGACUCUACCAUGUAUUAUGGGAAUGAGUCUAUUAUGGUCUAUGGUGGUGAAAGGGUAAAUAUAAAGUUUACUACAAGACAUAAACCUUUACUAAAUUAAAUCAUUUCAUAAUAUCACUAGCAAUGGCCAUAUUGAUAUAGCUUGAUAAAGAUCCUCUAGCCGAGUAAAAACGUACCAAUUCUAUCAGAUUCCAAGAUUUAUCGAUUGGUGAAUCUAUUCAUAUAUCUGUAAUUAAAAAGUGUUGAAGUUUUGGUGGAUGCGAGUUUUUAAGCAUCUAACUGUUUUAGUUGGUAUUCUUAGUCAAAAAGAACGUCAACAGCACAAAUACAAAUUCAGCGGUACAUGCCAACUGAAAGCUUUUCAAUAUGGUUGAUUACCAUUUGGUCUACUUUUUUAAUAUCAUAGAAAAGUAAAAAUUGUCACAAAUGAAAAGAAAAUGUAACCUACUUUGGAAUAUAAGAACAUCAAUCUUCCGCGAAGGGUCGGUGGUAUUCAUUGUUACAAUUAUUACGUCAUAAUAAUGAUGACGUCAACAGGUGGUACCUGUUACAUAUUGAAACAUUUUGCAGGAAAGAAGAUCAUUUAUUAUGUUUUACCAAUGACAUAUCACAGAUUAUCAAUUGGAUACAAAACUUAACACUGCAGUGACGGUAUACGACAUUUGUAUCCAUUGAUAUUAUAACGACCGAUCAGAAUGUCUUUUUUUCUAUCACUGCAUUCAACAACCGCAGAUUUUCUGUCCAACUGCAGAUAAAGUGACAGUACAAUCGGUAUUUGUUAAUCGCCGGUAUAUACAAUUAACUUUGUUUUGAAAGCGUAUCGCGAAACUUAUAGCAGUUGCAUCGGCUGAAUCUCUGUUAAUAUUGAGCUUUGAGACGGUUCAUUUUUUUAAUCUCUUUUCUUUUACUUUCUCAUGUCAAUCAUAAUUCAAAUACUUUAAAUUGAGAAUGCAAAAAUGUAGAUAUUGAAAAUAUUUUAUGAUACAAAAUGGCACGUUAUAUGACAUCAUUGACAUAGUUUUAUAUUUGUUUCUUCAGAACUACAUCAUUGAAAACCGAAAGACAUUGAUUUAAAAUGUCAUUCAAGAGUAAUAUGGAGUAUUCUUGCUGUAAUCAUGUUUAAAUGUUUUUGUAUGUUUAUGUGAUUGAAUGUAAUUCUUCCAUUUUCCAGAAUUGUAUAGGUUUAAGUGUUAGCUUUCUUACAGUAAUUUUCGUUUUUUGCGACUGUUUUAACUUUUACUACCUGUUGUUAUCAACAAUCAUUAACAAACAAAUAGACUUACCAAUCGAAGCCAAGUUCAAGGGGAGAUCACUCCCACAUAAUAAUUGUCAUACUAGAAAACGGGUCCUAGAUUUGACUGGUUGAGAAUUAUGAUAGGAAUCUGUGCGAGAAAAAUAUAACACAUUGUUCACAUAAAAAGUGAUUAAAUCAUCUUGAAAGGAAAUUAUUUCAAUAAUAAUUUUAA